UAUCUUUAAUGUUAGAAAAAAAGCAUCUCUAGUCUCUAGCACAAACAUUCUUAUUUCAUUUGUGACUUAAUAUAUCUAAAUAACUAGAUCUAUUCUAGAUCAAGACUAGAGAUCUAGAUAUAAUUUAGAAGACCUUCAUUGAGACUAUAUUCUAGAUUUAUAUGGCAGAUAAACGAGAAUCUGUUCGAAUCAAAGAUGGUCAACAACUACGUGUUUUGGAUGAAGCUGCCAGGAGACGUAGACAGCGCAAGGCUCUGGAAGCUUUGGAAGAAGAUAAUUUCUCAGAAGAUCCACAUGCCGAUCUUAAAAUGAGUAAAAAGGCUCCCAAAUUUGACGAAGGCAUUGAUUCAUCUGGUCCUGGACCAAAGAAGAAGAGAAAAUCAAGGGGAGACUUUAAGCUCCGCUACAGAAAAACAUUUUCUGCGUUACUGGAGGAAGAGCACAUGCUGAAUAAAGAUGGACCGACCUAUUUCACAGCUUGUGCUCCACCUUCAACCCUGCCAGAGAGACAUUUCUGUGCUGUCUGUGGUUUUCCCUCCAAUUACACAUGUGUCCAAUGUGGAGCACGCUAUUGCUGUAUUAAAUGCCUGGGCACACAUCAAGACACAAGGUGUUUAAAGUAUACAGCUUAAGUCACAGUUUCAAUGUCAAAGAAGUGAUAGAAUAUCUCACUGAAACACUAGGUUCAUUGAGACCAGAGACUUUUACACUGAGCCAAAUUGUGUUACUUGUGCUUCCCAAUUCACAACAAUGAGCUGUUGCAUUGUGACCAUGACCUAAUGAGCUCUACGAACUGUUCUGUUGCACUGUGAUGGACUUGCCAUUGGUGCUUCGGUUCUACAAAUAAUUGUGUCCAGGCACCAAAUUGUUAACAGUAAUACUGUCUACAAAUCAACAAGUAAAACAAACACUUUACCCAAGGAGAACAUGAAGACCAUUUGUAGUGUUUUUUUUUUUUAAAUAUUUUUUUUUUGUUUUUCUUUUUCCAAUCGUUUUAUUAGUUAAUGUAGCCAAUACAAUCAGUGAUAAAAGUUAUGAUGUCUAGUUGCCAUGGGAGCAGCUUGUCAACAUUUAGUGGCUGUUGGUGACAAUUUAGAGUCUUGUUCUAAUUUUUGUCCCACUCAAUGGUUCAAUGACAAAAGUAUUUCAAAAUAAAACAACAUUAUUAAUAGAAGUAGACAAAAAUGUAGCUUGUGUUCCUCUGGCAACUAGUAAAUAUAACACAUUUUUUUUCAUAACAUCAUGUUUCAACUCUAAUAAAUCUGGAUUGAAAAAUCA
Molecule: messenger RNA, 1278 nt
Organism: Biomphalaria glabrata
Lineage: Eukaryota; Metazoa; Mollusca; Gastropoda; Planorbidae
Product: zinc finger HIT domain-containing protein 1-like
Exons: 6
Coding region: 162-632 (156 amino acids)
Biological process (GO): chromatin remodeling
Cellular component (GO): Swr1 complex
Molecular function (GO): nucleosome binding
Source: RefSeq, a predicted model, not a curated record